Molecule: messenger RNA, 4167 nt
Organism: Bacidia gigantensis
Lineage: Eukaryota; Fungi; Ascomycota; Lecanoromycetes; Lecanorales; Ramalinaceae
Exons: 4
Coding region: 1-4167 (1388 amino acids)
Molecular function (GO): ADP binding
Source: RefSeq, a predicted model, not a curated record
AUGGCUGCAUCGUCUGGUGGCAACCCCGAGAUGGAAGAGAUCCAAGACUAUGGUCUGACCCAAGUAUACAGUCCAAUAGGAGGUGGGAAGGUUGAUAUCGUCUUCGUUCAUGGCCUCAACGGUCAUCCUAAGAAAACAUGGACCGCAGAGAAAUCAAAGCUAUUCUGGCCGGCCCAGCUCCUGCCCCCUAUCCUCGAGGAAUCUAAAGCCCGCAUCCUAGUAUAUGGCUACGAUGCCACCGUUGCGAGUUUCACGGACGGCGUUUCAAAAGAUAAGAUCCACAACCACGCCGAGAGCCUCGUUGCUUCGUUGGCUGCAAACAGGAAUAUACGACGUGCAGCCGAAAGACCUAUCAUUUUUGUCGCGCAUUCCCUUGGGGGCUUGGUCGUCAAACGUGCAUUGAUCUACUCAGAAGACAUCAAGGGCAGUCACACAGAACAUCUUCGCUCUAUAUAUGUCUCGACGUACGGUAUAUUAUUUCUGGGCACCCCGCACAGAGGGUCAGACAUUGCAAAAUGGGGCUCGCUCCUCGAAUCUAUCUGCCGUGGCGUUAUGCCCUCGGGCUUAGUUGACAGCAAUCCAGCAUUAGUCGAUGCCCUCAAACGUGAGAAUGAGACCCUCCAAGUCAUCGAUCGGCAGUUUAUUCAGCUCAUUAGCCGCUUCCGCGUCUACUUCUUCCACGAAGGGAAGAAGACGAACCUGGGAAAGCUGAAGAUGGAUAUGAUAGUGGACGAGGAGUCUGCUAGUCCUAAUGUGCAAGAUGUGGAAAGAUCUGUCAUUCAGCAAGACCACAGCCAUAUGUGCAAGUUCGAGAGCGAUAGCUCGCCCGGAUUCGACCUUGUUGCAGAAGCGUUGAUGCGUUAUUCGCGCGACGCUCCGAACACUAUCGUCAAUAGGUGGCAGCAAGAGCGGGACGAGAGUCUGACAAGAAAGAGAUAUUGGCUUGAUGAAAACACGCCUGAUGCUCUCAAAGUUUCUCCGAAGACAGAUACUUCUGUUUCCAAUACACCUGGUAAGACGCCCUUAGCUUUGCCGGGUACAGAAAAUCAGAGACUCUACGAUCAGAUUGAGGUAGAAGAAGUUGACGAUAAAGAAAUGGUGGAUGUUACGCAUCAAUACGAAUUUGGAAUUAUUAAUCUCGAGUCCAUUGCUGAUUUUCUCGUUUCCGUAGACUCCUCCCAAAUCAUUCAACCCAAGCCCGCCCCCAAAACCGACGUAAAAGACACUGCUACCAAUACUCCGGCUUCUUCCAACUCCCCUAAACCUUCUGAUCCAUACUUCAUUGUCCCACCUGGUUUCAGACCUAAUUCUUUCUUCGUUGGGAUGGCAAAAGAGCUUCUCGAUCUCGAUAAACACCUAUUUGACAAAAGUCGACGCUCAAAAGGGUCUGCUUGCGUCCUUCUCCAUGGCCAACCAGGUGGCGGGAAAACACAUCUUGCUCGACAGUAUGUCAAUAAGAACAAAAAAAGAUAUGCAGGUGGCAUUUUUUGGGUCAUGUCAAAAUCAGUCCAAGAAUUGCAUCACUCAUUCUGGGAGAUCAAGCAGAAGGUCAUCGCGCGAGACUGUCCCGAGUAUUUCGACAACGCUGACAGCAAAGACUGGGUCCAUUCGGUCAAAGCCUGGUUCGAGAGUCGGCAAGAUUGGCUGCUAGUAUUUGACGGCGUGCUUGUUGAGAAAGACGAAGACGCGACGGAGCUGAACAAUUAUGUACCGGACAGUCGAAAUUCAAGUAUCAUCUUCAUAUCAAGAGCGAAGAAUCUGCAAUCGUUCCAGCGACUACUUCGACCGUUUCCGAUCAAAGUUGGCUCACUCAAGGAAGACGAUGCGCAAAAGCUUCUGAUCAAAAUGGUCAACCCACGGAAAGUGACCGAUGCAGAUAGAAAAAGAGCCAGGGAGCUGAUCCAACGAGUUGGUGGGCUGCCGCUUGCUAUUGGAGCGAUCAGCCGCAGAAUCGCAGAUACAGGGGAGCCACUUGCGAAAUUCAAGCUUUCAUACACCGCUAUCUCGGGUCUAGACAAUACUUACAACCAGAUCCUUGACGAUCUUUUGCGGCUUGGUCACAAUGAAGCCUGGAAUCUCAUCAACAUUCUAUGCUGGUUUGGCCAAAAUAUUCCCGUAGAGAUGGUUCACCUUGGGCUCCGCAUACUCAGAGCCAGGAAUGUUGAGGUGAAAACGCGAGAGGAGGGAGGCUUCGCGGACCUUAACAACACUUUAAGUAUUUUGCUGCGCUACGCUCUUCUUGAGAGAAACGAGCCUGAGUCUGAUAAAGGUUCUGCAUCGUCAAGCCGGGAUAGCCUCAUGGAACCUGAGCCAAUCGACAUGCUGAAGAUACAUACCGUUGUCCAAGACUUCUGCUGUGAAUCUCUCAAUUCGCGAAGAAUGCUCCCGCAAUGGCUGGGUUACGCUGUGAACCUUUUUUCCUACUCAUAUCAUGAAGCUGAUACGAAGAUGAAGCGUAGAACUGAGGCACCUCGAGUGUCUGACUAUAGAUACUAUCUGGUUCAUGGCCAACGCCUGUGGGACCACUCCUGGACUUACCAAGGCUCAAACCAGAACCUGGAGGAUAUACGAGAAGUUCUUCAACCAAUCCUCAACAUGAUCAACGAGGAGAUCCACGCAAGGGAGCCUACUUCAUCACAAGAGAGCUUGGCCCAUGGCAUUUUCCAAAUAUCAAUAUUUGACCGGACAAGCAGCUCUUCAGACAGUGCACCCUCAGUACCAGGUCCCCCAACUCCGAAUCAUCGCCCUACUCCCCCUCCUCUAGCACACGAGACUAUAUUCGGUAUUCCUAAAGAUAAACCUAUGGACUCUCCCGCAAGCAUGGGGACAGCAAGUCCAGGCAUUCGCCCGAAAAUAGUCGGUCAAAGUCCAGUAGGUCGAGUACUUGAGCAUGAAGACAAGGGCUAUGAGAGUGACCAUGAAUCCCAUGAUAUGCGGCGAAAUCCAUCCGAAACGACAGCUCGACCAACUUCUCGUCCUCGUGCCCCAACUGCGGGAAGCUACGAGUCCGGCUGGCCGGUCGUACAAUCGCCGAGAAACUCAAGACAGAGUCGUUACCGGGAUCUUGGUAGCUACAGACCAAUGCCAGUGAAGGCCCAGGUCAGUAGACAAAGCGUCAGCGUCUCGGUGGGCGAGGUACAAGAAAACAUACAGCACAGACGGAAUUCUUCGCCAGCCAAGGAAGCCCUGAAAGAAGUUCAGAAUCGCAGUCCGCCGUCUUCGGUUGACCGUGUAACUUCUUUCCUCAAACGACCUUUCACAUCGCAGGAGAAUAGACCUACAUGGGCAAACAUCGCUGCUGGUAAGAAGCCGUCUCAAUCAACGAAUAACGACAGUCAUGUUCAACCGAGUAGUACUUCUGCCGGCUCUCGUAUUUUCGGACUCGGAAAGUCGAACGCAAACACAAAGCCUCGGCAGAGCAGUGCAUCAAGCCCCUUGGCCACAGAAUUCCUACCUCGAGGCCCUGAUACAGGUGAUACUCAGAGAAUGGACGGUGAUUUCACAUUAUACUCCAGCGAUGACCCCGAUACCGCUGUUAUUGGGCGGCCCCCUGCCAACACACUUUACCAAUCAAAUAUGGUACCUCGAGGAACACCACAACCACAACCAAUCCUUUACCCUCCAUUUCAAUCCACCGCUGUUCCACCACCACUUGGGCCAAAUCCAGCCCCUCUACCCUAUGACAACAAUAUGAUAACCACCAGCCAACGCCCACGCCCUGUAAAUCCUAUCAUCGCCUCCAACAUCCCACUCCAGGCACCAUACACCAAUCCGAUACCCUCCACCAUCUCCACAGCAGAAACCUUCAAUCUCUCACAGUCCCUCCCCACAAUCCACCAACCCUACUUCUACUACACCCCACAAAAUCUCCCCUCAGGCUACACAUCCCAGCCCAUGUCGCGCGACACCUCCCACCAAUCACACGCCUCACUCGCAGAAACAGAACCGCCGCCCUACCCACCCGGAUCCAUCUCCCCCUACACCCAUCCCCAAAUCUCCCCCCACAGCGUCUCCCCCGCGACCGCGCCCCCGACGGCCGCCCACUGCGCAAAUCCCCGAAAACCUCCCCAGCCGUCCAAGCCGCGGCCUCCAGCGCCGGCGUAUCGAGCAACCCCAGCCCCACAACAACAAAUUUCUUCUCACCCCCAUACCCGACGUAUCCGAUGA